AUGGCAGCAGGAGAGCUCCAAAACGCGGUCAACCUCAAAGACCUCGUCCCUAAUGAACCACAAGAAAGAGCCGAGCCGAGCGGCGCGGCUGAACCCGCAAAUCCUCCCCGACGAGGCGAUAACUCCAAGCGCGAUAGGAGAGGCGAACCUGAAGAGCAACCCGAGCCGAGGCAAAGGAUCAAUAUGAUCAUGGGUGGAUCUCAAUCCUACCAAGAUACCGUGUCCUCCAUCAAAGCCUAUCAGCGCCGAGCCGAAGCGAAGGAGAAUUGGACAGAACCAACCGACAUCCCAAAUACAGUGAUCUCCAUCGCCGAGGAGGAAACGGCAGGAAUCGAUAGACCCCACAACGAUCCGUCGGUGAUUGAGUUAACAAUCAGGGAUCAUGACAUAGCGAGGGAGCUCAUCGAUACUGGAAGCUCGGUGAACGUCAUCUUCAGGGAGACAAUCAAAAGAAUGGGAAUCGACCUCUCCGAGGUGGAAGCAAUCCCCAAACCUCUAACCGGAUUUUCAGGAGAAACGACGAUGACUAUGGGAACGAUCAGGCUCCCUGUGGUAGCUGGCAGAGUCACUAAGAUCGUCGAAUUCUGCGUCACCGAUCAUCCAGCAAUCUACAAUGUGAUUAUAGGAACUCCAUGGAUCAACAGAAUGAGGGCGGUCCCCUCCACCUAUCAUCUCUGUCUCAAGUUCCCGAUUCCAGCGGGUGUCAAAACGAUCUGGGGGAAUCAGAAGGAGUCACGAAUGUGCUGCCUAGCAGAGCACAAGCUGAGUAACCCCGUCACCGACGCACAAGCAGACAUAGAUCGCAAAAAGAUGAAGACAGACCGAGAGCCUGCGAACGAGCUCUCGAAACUCUUAUAG
Messenger RNA from Eutrema salsugineum, 858 nucleotides. RefSeq lists its product as uncharacterized. The record is from RefSeq and is a predicted model, not a curated record. The transcript has a single exon. Bases 1 to 858 code for a protein of 285 amino acids. Lineage: Eukaryota; Viridiplantae; Streptophyta; Magnoliopsida; Brassicales; Brassicaceae.